Arachis ipaensis is the source of this 2373-nucleotide messenger RNA. NCBI's taxonomy places the organism in Eukaryota, Viridiplantae, Streptophyta, Magnoliopsida, Fabales, Fabaceae. The record is from RefSeq and is a predicted model, not a curated record.
UGCCAGAAAUCCAUAUCAGUGUCCCCAGAUUUUUCACACAAUUGACAACUGAGUCUUGAAGAAUUUUGAUUUCGUUCUUUACUAAAAUGUUGCACAUUAUUGAACAUGCCUUUGUCUCUAGCACCAAAACUACCUCUUGAGUUGUAGCCUCGGCUAAAACCUCUUCCAAGAUUUCUAUUUUCAUAGCUUUCACUGUUAUUGUCAUAUCUUCUUUGAUUGGAAGUUUGUGCUAGAUAUGUUUAAAUUGGAUCUAUCUUCUUGAAUUUUUUAAACCACUCUUCUUGAGUAAGCAAGAGAGCUUCUAGGGUUUUUACUGAAAUUGAAUUAUCCCUUGCAUUAAUAGAUGUGAUGAACAAAUAGUACUCUUCAGGAAACCCUUCUAGAAUUGCUUCAACAUGUGUGGCAUUAUCCUUGGAGCUCCACCAAAAUUAAUGAACCCAUUGUUUUCUUGUUCUCAAGCAAAUAUUCAUUCAUUGAACUUGCUUUUUUGGUGAUGCAAAGCUUGCUCCUUAGCUAUCUAAUCUUGGCUUUGGUUUGAGAAGCAAAGAAAACUUGCAACCUUCCCCAUAUGUCAUGAGAAAAUGCACACCCAACCAUUCUUGCUGUAAAAAAAUCACUCAUAGACGCUAAUAGACAUGAUUUCAACAAGAAAUUCAAAUAAUUGAAAGUGGAAGAGGUUGUCAUCACUUCAAAUAUUAUUAUUUUAGUGAAUCAAAAUGGGGAUUCAGUUCUCCAGCCUCGUGCCGUGCUGCGUAAAUUCACAAGUUAAGGCAUCUGUUAUUGAAGUUCCGCAUACUGGAAAUGAAGAUAGAAGUGAAGCCGAUAAUGGGCCUGCAUUUUGUGAAUUUACAUUUGAGCAACUUAAGAAUGCGACAUCCGGUUUCUCUGUUCAGAAUAUAGUAUCUGAACAUGGAGAGAAGGCUCCAAAUGUUGUGUAUAAAGGGAAGUUGGAGAAUCAAAUGAGGAUUGCUGUUAAGAGGUUCAAUAGGAAUGCUUGGCCCGAUUCUCGGCAGUUUUUGGAGGAAGCUAGAUCUGUUGGCCAGCUUCGUCACCAAAGAUUGGCGAAUUUGCUUGGUUGUUGUUGUGAAGGCGAAGAGAGGUUGCUUGUGGCCGAAUACAUGCCCAACGAAACACUCGCGAAACACCUUUUCCAUUGGGAAACUCAACCGAUGAAAUGGCCAAUGCGACUGAGAGUUGUUCUACAUCUUGCAGAAGCUCUGGAAUACUGCACGAGCAAAGGACGUGCGCUCUAUCAUGACCUUAAUGCAUAUAGAGUUCUAUUUGACGAGGAUGGUAAUCCUAGGCUUUCAACUUUUGGCCUUAUGAAGAAUAGUAGGGAUGGGAAAAGUUAUAGCACAAAUUUAGCAUUUACCCCUCCUGAGUAUCUCAGAACUGGUAGAGUAACACCAGAAAGUGUAAUAUAUAGCUUUGGAACUCUUUUGCUUGACAUUCUCAGUGGGAAGCAUAUCCCUCCAAGUCAUGCUCUUGAUUUGAUUCGAGACAGAAAUCUUCAGAUGCUGACGGAUUCUUGCUUGGAAGGACAGUUUUCUGAUGAUGAUGGAACCGAGUUGGUGCGCUGGGCAUCUCGAUGUUUACAGUACGAACCAAGAGAGAGGCCUAAUCCGAAGUCAUUAGUGGCUGCUUUGGCCCCUCUUCAGAAAGAGACAGAGGUUCCUUCACAUGAAUUGAUGGGUAUCCCGCAUGGUUCCACUUUAGCUUCAUUGUCUCCGCUUGGUGAAGCUUGUUCAAGAAAGGACCUGACUGCCAUUCAUGAAGUUUUGGAAAAACUUGGCUAUAAAGAUGAUGAGGGAAUUGCAAAUGAGUUAUCUUUCCAGAUGUGGACUGAUCAAAUGCAGGACAUGCUAAAUUGUAAGAAAAAAGGAGAUGCGGCUUUCCGGCAGAAAGAUUUUAGACUUGCAAUUGAGUUCUAUACACAGUUCAUUGAUGCUGGAACAAUGGUUUCUCCGACGGUACAUGCGCGCCGCAGUUUAUGUUAUCUUAUGAGCGAAAUGCCGCAGGAAGCGCUAGGCGAUGCAAUGCAAGCGCAAGUGAUUUCCCCUUUGUGGCACAUUGCAUCUUAUCUUCAGUAUGUUUCAUUGGGUGGACUUGGAAUGGAGCAUGAAGCACAAGUAGCACUCAAAGAGGGAACAACAUUGGAAGCCAAAAGGAGUGGACAAAAAUAAAGAGUGUGUGUUUUGUACAUAACACAGUUUCAUUGCAAUGGUUAUACUUAUACACAUAUAAUUAUCAUGUAUUAUUCAAGAAACAAAUGAUUGGAUGAUUAGUGUAAUUGGUGAUUGAACACCCCUACCCCUUUUUAUUGGGUAGGCUUGGAUGUUGGUUAAGUUCUUAUCCAUGAUUUGAUUUGAUUAA